Molecule: messenger RNA, 2445 nt
Organism: Betta splendens (Siamese fighting fish)
Lineage: Eukaryota; Metazoa; Chordata; Actinopteri; Anabantiformes; Osphronemidae
Product: gap junction beta-4 protein-like
Exons: 2
Coding region: 1359-2186 (275 amino acids)
Biological process (GO): cell communication
Cellular component (GO): connexin complex
Source: RefSeq, a predicted model, not a curated record
ACUGUAUAUCUAAAUAAUAUCACAGCUACGCGCAAACAGCAAAAUGUGCCGAAUUAAAGUAAACGCUACAAAUUAGAGCAAUUGUUUUAAAAGAAUUCAUCUUAAAUCCUCAUUAAUUUAUAUAUAAUUGUGGUGUUUUAUUUUUGACUUUUUAAAUAUUUUGUCCUUUUAUUUUGGCACGCUGAAGAAAAACAUGCCACUAAAUGUGUGUGUAUUGACACAGCACCACCCACCGCAAAGCUUCUGUAGCUGGCUCUGAUAAACGCAAGAAGUCCUUGGAGAACGUGCAAUAACAUUUAUUGUAAUAUUGACGAAUUAUAGUAAUUAUCACAAAAAAACGAAUUAUUACUAUUAUUCAUUGCCAAGUAAUCAAAUGUUUAUCUUUUUAUUAAAGUAAAAGGCAUUUCCAGUGUCUGAAAAGUAUCAUUAAUACCUACAGUAGCAGGCAUCAUGUUUGCUGAACAGAGUGAAUAUCCACUGCUAUGAAAUCUAAUAUUUCUAUUUGAUUUACCCGCUUAACACAGACAAGGUCUAAACCAUAUUAUAGUGUCUGCACGAACCCAGGGGACGUUCAAAUCCAGCUGAUGGGGAUUGUAUAGAUUCUCUCACCAGACAUGAUCUGGUGUCUGAAGCGAUGGGCAAACUCGAACGCCUAUUUUCAUGGUGGACACAAGCCGCACUAGUUAUUUUAUCAUCAAGCAUCGUCAAGAAAUUGAAAUACAAUGUAGCCUGUUAAAAUAUGACUCUAAUGUUCUCAGUGUUUCCUAAAUGAACACGUUAGGCAGGUGAGAUCACUUAGUGCCAGUCUUUGGAAUGAAUAUUCUGCCUGUUAAAAAGAUAGAAUCCAACACUGCAGAGGUUUUAGUCUUUUCACUGUCUACGGUAUGUGACACCACAUAAAGAUUCAGGGCCUCCAGGGAAAUCUCAGUGAGUAAAGGCCAAGUGCAGGAACGACUAUUGACCACGGCUGACCUUUAAACACUUAGGAGGCUUUGCUCACUUUUUACACAUGCGAGGAGUAAAAGAAACACAACACUCUGAUGUCUGAUAUCACCAGGUCCUCAAAGACUCAAGGUUUUAAUUAACUAAAUGAACUUUAACAAUAAAUAGGUAGAAAUCUCUCCUUAGUCAAGGUGUUGCCGGUCCUGCUGUGACUUUAGGUGACUGUAUGUUUGCUUUGUUCCCUCCUCCAACCUGUGGCAAGGAGGCAGCAGUAUCAGUCCUGCUACAAAGACUCCUUGUGCCUGACAUACUUAGUUCAGUCCAUGUCCAGACUAUCGGUCUUUGAGAGCUCCGCAGGCCGUGUCCGGGGUGUUUUUCCUAGCGAGGGCUCCCACCUAACACCCGGAUAGAACAAAAUGAACUGGGCCUUCCUUGAGGGUCUCCUCAGUGGAGUUAACAAGUACUCCACGGCGUUCGGCCGCAUCUGGCUCGCCAUCGUCUUCAUCUUCCGCCUUCUGGUGUUCCUGGUGGCCUGCGAGAAGGUGUGGGGCGACGAUCAGAAGGACUUCGACUGCAACACCCGCCAGCCCGGCUGCCACAACGUCUGCUACGACCACUACUUCCCGCUGUCCUACACCCGGCUCUGGGCUCUGCAGCUGAUCUUUGUCACCUGCCCGUCCCUCCUCGUGACCCUCCACGUAUCCUACAGGAAAGACCGCGAGCGCAAGUACCGGCUGAAGCACGGCGAGGACUGCGCCCCGCUGUACGAUAACACAGCGAAGAAGCGCGGGGGUCUCUGGUGGACGUACCUCUUCAGCCUGCUGUUCAAGAUAACAGUAGAUGCAGUUUUUAUCUUCCUGCUGUUCUACAUCUACGAGGCCACGUUCUUCCCUCCCGUAGUUAAAUGCAAUGAGAAGCCGUGUCCCAAUGUGGUGGACUGCUAUAUUGCCAGGCCCACAGAGAAGAAACUCUUCACUAUCUUCAUGGUGGUGACCAGCUUCGUGUGCAUCAUCCUCACCCUUUGUGAGGUCUUCUACCUGUGCGGGAAGCGGUUGAGGGAAUGCUGCAGAGGAAGCUUCAGCCCCGUGAGCGAGAACUCCUUCGUGCUGACCAGAACCCCUCUGAGCAGGAAGGAAGGCUGUGCCUGCAAGGAGUCCGGCUCAGAGAAGGCCAAGAUGGCCGCCGACUGUAACGGGGCAGAGACUGAGGGUUCAGCUCCACCGUACAGCAUAAGUGUCAGCUAGGACACAUCACGAGUUUGACUUGAGCUCAACUAAAACGUGGUUUUCCACAUUAUAUGCUACGUACAGCAGAUAUGAUUUAUGUGAUGUUCUUAUUCUGAUAUAUAUUAACACAAAUGUGCAGAAUGUCAUCAUUAAGCUGAGAAUUAAAGAUGUUAAUAAUAUUUUCUUAAAUACAGUUCAUGUGCUAAACAUUUUUUAUACAUGUACAGUAGGUGAUGAUUGGAAAAUGUUUCACAAUAAACAGAUGACAUGUCAAUUA